Melopsittacus undulatus (budgerigar) is the source of this 4395-nucleotide messenger RNA. It is a transcript of the gene CEP85, whose product is annotated as centrosomal protein 85. The transcript has 14 exons. Lineage: Eukaryota; Metazoa; Chordata; Aves; Psittaciformes; Psittaculidae. Bases 48 to 2402 code for a protein of 784 amino acids. Gene Ontology annotation, cellular component: centrosome. The record is from RefSeq and is a predicted model, not a curated record.
GGGGCAGCGCGGGCAGCGCGGCGGAGGCAGUUCACUGGACAGAUAAGAUGGCUGCUCUGGAGAAACAGCCAGACCUGAGGCUCCAGCAGAACAAUUCACCGGAUCCCAGCACCAGUCAAAAGAGUAAUUUCCUGGAGACUGACUGGAAAACACCCAUGUUGUCUGUGAAGUUCCAGAGCUGUGUCAGCCGCAGUUCAAGUGUGGCUGACAGCGGGGAUGGGGGCAUUGGGACCUCCUGCUCAGACAGUACAGAAGACUUUUGCAAUUCCAGUAACGGUUCCUCAUUCCAGCCCAUCAAAGCCCAAGUGACCAUCCCAACAGCCCAUGUAAUGCCUUCUACUUUGGGUGCCUCACCCUCCAAGCUGUGUCCUGCAGGAGACCAGAGCUGUUUACAGAAUCCAUCAAAACCUGCUAUGCCAGGAUCUGCUGCUUCUGAACACACAGGGCUCAUGAGGAAUGGAGACUUUAAUUCUGGGAAGUCUUCUCAGGUGCCACCCAGGGAUCUCCUGCACCUCUACAGGACUUCAGGGGAAAAUGGUUUUGAGCAACCCUGGCAUCCUGUUUCUGAUCACAUGAAAGCAGAAGACACUUGGAAGUUUGACACCCCUGCCAUUGAGCGCACCCUUAACCAGUCUCUCUUUCUGGAUAAUUUGUGCACUGACCCUCUCCACAGGUUCCAGAAGUUCAGUCCCAAUUCUGGGGCAGCUGAGGCAGGAAAGGACCAUUAUAAGGUGCUGCCAGAGAGUAAGCAAGCAGCAGGGGCUAAUGGAGUCUGUGAGCCCCAGGAUGGGACAUGGCCAAGCGGGAACAGACUGAUGCCAACGGGACUGCAGGCCAACAAUUUCUAUUCACAGCCUCUAAGUCCUCCAUCUCGAGCAUGGAUGCAAGACACCUGCACACUACACCCACAUGAGAGGGUCUGUGAGCUCAGUGCUUGGAAACAGCAGCUGGACAAAAUGCGAUUGCAAAUGGAGCAAAUGCAGUUACAAAAUGGAGGUGCCUGCCACCAUCCCUCCAUGUAUUCUGCUUCGCUGCCUACUCCUGAUCCAGCUCAGUGGAUCAAUAUCCUGAACACCAAUGAAAACCUACUCAAGGAGAAAGAAGUCCUCAUUGAUAGGCAAAGACAAUACAUCUCACAGUUGGAGCAGAAGGUCAGGGAAAGUGAACUACAGGUUCACAGUGCCCUGCUUGGCUGCCCAGCCACCUAUGGAGAUGUCUACAUGUUGAGAAUGCAGGAGCUGCAGCGGGAGAACACAUUUCUUCGAGCACAGUUCACAGAGAAGACUGAAUCCCUCAGUAAGGAAAAGAUUGAAUUGCAGAGAAAACUGGCUGCUGCAGAGGCGGAUGCAAAGCUGAUCCGGGAGUCACUGAAGGAAACUAUGCAGAAACGUGCAGAGGAGUUAAAAAAACAGGAAGAAAGGGUAAAGGGAAGAGACAAACACAUUAAUAACCUUAAAAAGAAAUGCCAGAAGGAAUCUGAACAAAAAAGAGAGAGACAACAGAGAAUUGAGACCCUGGAACGAUAUUUGGCUGAUCUACCAACCCUUGAGGACCACCAGAAACAGAGUCAGAAGCUGAAGGAAUCUGAAUUGAAGAGUACUGCUAUGCAAGAAACAGUGCUGGCACUGGAAACAGAGCUUGGAGAUGUCCGGGCUGCUUUCAGGGAGCAAGAGGUGCAGCUGGAAACCCAAAAACACAAGGAGCUGGAGCUUCUUUCUACUGUGCGCAGCUUGCAGGACAAGGUGCAGCAGUGUGUGAAGAAUGCAAAGAGAGGAGCCCCAGCCCAGGAUGGGGAGAGACAGAGGAUAGAAACUGACUCUCUGAAGAAAGAAUGUGACCGCCUCAGGAAGAUUGUGGACAAACAGCAGAAGAAGGCAGAGGAGUUGUCCUUGCAAGUAAAGAACCUGGAAGAACAGGUGACCCAGGAAGAGGGGACAAGCCAAGCUCUGAAAGAGGAGGCGGUGAGAAGAGAGAAUGCACUGCAGCAGCUCCGGACUGCUGUGAAAGAGCUGUCAGUGCAGAACCAGGAUCUCAUUGAGAAGAACCUGACCCUUCAGGAACGGCUGCGUCAAGCAGAGCUAACAACCCAGCCACUGCCUGCUGAGACAGCCCGCCUGGCCCAGGACCUGCACAGUGAGCUGGCCAGUUGUCUGCAGGAUUUGCAGUCUGUCUACAGCAUUGUCACUCAGAGGGCUCAGGGCAAGGAUCCCAACCUCUCUCUGCUCCUGGGAAUUCGCUCUGUGCAGUACUCUGCUAAGGAGAAGGAUGACUUACUGAGCCCUGAUGGACUUGCAAAGAAACUGGUGGAGGUAAAACAGCUUCACAAAGAGGUGGAGGACUUAAGGACGGCAAUAUCUGACAGAUACGCUCAGGACAUGGGAGACAACUGCAUCACCCAGUAAAGAAUACUCCCAAAGUAAGACAGGAAAUGAAGACUUGAAACUCUCAGGAGUCUAGAGCUCCUACAACUCAAAACCUAUUCAGCACUUUACCAUCCCUUUGCUCGGGUACAAGAUGUGUGACUUAUCCAAUCCAUGAGAAUCCAGGGGGUUUGUUUGCCACAAGUGUUCAGCUGAACUGGAAUCGUUCAAGGCUUUGGUGUCAGGCUUUGCAGUAGCUUUGAUCUUGUGGAAUGUGUUUAUGCUGUGUUUGCUGGAGCUGGUGUGGUCUCUGAUGCUGGGAGAUGAAUUCUAAACUGCCUUCCAGGCAUGUCAAAUGCUGAACAUGCAAAUGUGACAGUUAAAAUGAUUGCUAAAAGGAAAUGGAUGCCCUGGUUUUCCUGAUAAAUUCUCUGGGCAGAUCCUGUGUGACUAGGAAGACUAGAGGAUUAUUGGGGUGUUCAGGGACUAUUUGUGGAGCAGGACCUGCUUUCCUCAGGUAAACACAUCUGGAGUCUUUCAGUAGUCAAGAGGAGUUGGGGAAUAAAGCAACACUAAAGGAAGACUCUGAAAAUACUCCCCAUGGGCACUGAUACCCCAGAAGCCUUAAGCUUUUUAUCCCCCCAAAAUAGCACUCUGUGGGUAUGAUUCAGGCUGCAGAGGAAGCAGGUUGAUGCUGAAGUGCCUUAAUGAGAAACCUCUAUCCCCAUGCUAAUGCAUCUGCUGGCAAGGGGAGAAACUGCUGUUUCUUGUAGCCACCUUUAGAACCAUCCAGAGGCUCUGCACUGCAGGUGACCUGCCCAGGGCAGUGGGGAUGUGCACCUCUGCUUGGCCCUCAGCUUGCUAGGGAGAAAGCCAUUCUGGUCCUACCAUGGCAGGAUGGCACCGCUGGAUCUGCAAGCUCUUCCUGCUGCCUGCAAGGCACUGACCACUUGGCCUUUGUUGUAGCCAUGCCCCUUGAUCUCUGGGAGCUCCCUGCUCCUCUGCUAAAUAAUGGGAUUUCUAAAUAAAUCUGUAUGGGAUGUGAUCUGCUUUAUCACAACCCUCAGUAACCUAGUGAUACCUCCACAGCACUUGCUUGUGCCAAUGCUGUGGUGCUGUGAGUGGAACUUACUUGGUUUAUCAGCUUGAGAUAAGAGCAGGAUAGUCAGUCAGCUGUACUGCAGGAGAGAAAAUACUGCUGAAACUCCUGUUGGUUGUUUCUUGGUUCAUGUUGGGGCUGCAGGCCCUAGGUUUGGGAGAGAUGCGUUUGGUGUUCCUCUUCUUUAAGACCAAAUCUGUUUUGUUCUUAGUUCUUUGUUUGGCCACGGUUGGUGAUAUUGGCAGGGAAGUGGUUAGUUUGCUGUCCUGAGCUACCUCCUGCAUGGCACAGGGAGAGAACACAGCCAUGUCUGCCCUGUUCUGUCUGCAUCGGGUGUAUUACAUUUCAGGCUGUUUCUGUUCCCAGGAUGCUGCUGCCGUGUACUGAGCUAAAUGUGGGCCAAGACUAUUUCCUAAGGUCGUUUGUCCUGGCUGCUGGGAGCUCUCUAGGCACUGGGGUGCAGAGCAGCACCAGCUGUGAGUCACUCUCAGCAGGGUGCUGUUUGGCACCAUCCCCUUUCCCUGCUGUAGGGUGCAAGAUCCCAGGUGCUGUGCAGGGCCACGAUUGCCCUCUGUGCAAUGAGAUCCCGGCUGAAACCAGCUCAGUUGAUGCUCGGAGCCUUCAGCCUGGCCCUGUCCCAGCAUCUGAGGGACCCAGGGUUGUGUGCUCCUCUCUCCUCCUCCUGCACUGGACCCCUGUGGCUAAGGUGGUGACUCUGCCUGCUGUACACGGCUGCUGCUCUCUGUGCAGGGGAAACUCGGGGCCUCUUUUUUACAGAGCACCCCAGAGGGGCAGCAGGACCCCAUUCUCCCCCCGUUCGCCUGUUUCCCUGCGUCUCCCGCAUCGCGUCGGGCUCUGUGUAUUUCUACCGGCCUUUGUCUCGCCCGCUUGUUUGUACUGACUGUUUUGAGUAUAAAAUAAAGCCGCUCUGCUCCA